AUGGAUAGUUAUAACGUUAAUGCCUGUGACAUCGUAAACUGCGGAAAAGGGAGUUGCCGAGAGACGGAUAGUUCACUGUUCGGCUUCGAUUGCGAUUGCACGCUUAGCUCCGAUUGCGGACCGGGGAGUCCUUCGCCGCCAACACUGCCACGACCGGAGUUUAAUUUGACCGACCCUUGUAGCUAUACUUGGUGCGGUGACGGAAGCUGUAAGACGAAUGGGAAUAGCUACGAAUGCGAUUGCAAUGCGGACUCCGAUAAUUUUCUCAAUGCCACAGCCUUACCAUGCUUCAAAGAAUGUUCUCUAGGAGCGGAUUGCCACCAUCUCGGCACGCCGCCGCCGUCCGACCAGUCAUCAUCUCCUAUCAAAGAUAGUUGGACAUUGUUAAUUUUAGGUGCUUUGUUUCUCCCAUUGAUACAAUUGUGA
This is a messenger RNA of Hibiscus syriacus, 426 nucleotides long. RefSeq lists its product as uncharacterized. The transcript has 5 exons. NCBI's taxonomy places the organism in Eukaryota, Viridiplantae, Streptophyta, Magnoliopsida, Malvales, Malvaceae. The coding region runs from base 1 to 426 and encodes 141 amino acids. The record is from RefSeq and is a predicted model, not a curated record.